UGAAUUGGAGAGGAGGAAUUGGGCUGUCAUCACAAGAGAACACUCUAAACAGACAGACAGUUUUAAUUGUGGAGUGUAUUGUUUGAUAUUUGCUGAAAGAUAUUUCAACCAGCAACCGUUUGACAAGGUUUCAAAUGCAGACCUAAAGAAUGCAAGAAAAAAAUAGCAACUUCUCUAAUGAUGUACAAUGUCUACAGCACAGACCGCUGUCCUUGUUGUGGAUUUUUGACAUAUGCAGAAGAAACAAUCACAUGUGAAUUGUGCUCAAGAAAAUUUCACAGGACUGAAGCCUGUUUAGGAUCUGGAUGCAUGUCAUUGGAAACAAUCACUUGCCGGAUGUGUUCCCUGAAAUUCCAGGAGAAACCAUCCAAGAGGAAAUCAGACGAUGGAGAAAUUGGAAAUGAAAGAAAUCUGAAGAAAUGGAAAAAAAUGGAAAAUGCCAAGUCUGAUGUACUGUUCACAAGGAAUGGACCAGAUCAAAAAUUGGAAGCAUCAGGAAAAAAUGCAAAAUUUCAUGUGAAUAGUAAUGGCUAUGAUUUGGUAGAGAAUUUAUGGUCAUUAGAAAAGGAUUUCAAUUUUCCAGUGGCUAAUGUAUUUGGUAAAGUAAUCAUGGACACAGACAUUCGUUCAUUAAAAAGUAAUGAAUGUCUCACUGACAGGGUCAUUGACUGUUAUUUGUUGUUGCUGGCCACUCAACAAAAUGAAUUAGGAAGAAAUGUUGUACACUAUGACCAAACCAAAAUGACAGGGAUUAUAAAUUCAGACUUCCGAUUACCAGAUGUUUCCCAAAACUCUGGUAUAGAUGUAGAGGCAGAUGUUAUUGUGGGAGUGUAUCACAGGUCAUAUCAUUGGACUUUAGUGAUUGUUGAAGUAAGAGAAGGCAAGAUUUUUUUCUAUAACCCAUGUGGAGAGAGGAGCCAUGAGAUGAAAAAAAUUGAGAGGAGUUGGAGGAAAUAUGACAGUGAAUAUCGGAUCAAGUACCAAAUAAGCAACAAGUCACCAGAUUGGAAGAUAUGUACAAGUCCACAUGCUCUCCAGAGAGAUUCAUUCAACUGUGGAAUAUAUUGCCUUGUGUUUGCAGAGAAGCAUUUAAAUGGACACUUGCAUGAUCUACAAAGUAUAACGAAAAAAGAUCUACAAAUCAUGAGGAGAAAAGUAGCUUUAGAGUUGAUGCUUUACAAAG
Saccostrea cuccullata (small rock oyster) is the source of this 1183-nucleotide messenger RNA. Its product is annotated as sentrin-specific protease 2-like. The transcript is spliced from 12 exons. The annotation marks the transcript as partial. NCBI's taxonomy places the organism in Eukaryota, Metazoa, Mollusca, Bivalvia, Ostreida, Ostreidae. The record is from RefSeq and is a predicted model, not a curated record. Gene Ontology annotation, molecular function: cysteine-type peptidase activity. Gene Ontology annotation, biological process: proteolysis.